Molecule: messenger RNA, 1026 nt
Organism: Acanthosepion pharaonis
Lineage: Eukaryota; Metazoa; Mollusca; Cephalopoda; Sepiida; Sepiidae
Source: the annotation of a GenBank genome assembly
AUGAUUACUAAUUCCAAAAGUCGGCUCGGAUAUUGGACUGUUACAUUUUCUGGUGACCCUUCUUCUCUUCCGUUUUUUGGGAAUCCUACUUCUCUUCCGUUUCCUGGGAACACUUCUUCUCUUCCUUUUUCUGGGAAUCCUACUUCUCUUCCGUUUUCUGGGAACACUUCUUCUCUUCCUUUUUCUGUGAAUCCUACUUCUCUUCCGUUUUCUUGGAACACUUCUACUCUUCCGUUUUCUGGGAACACUUCUUCUCUUCCGUUUACUGGGAACACUUCUUCUCUUACGUUUACUGGGAACACUUCUUUUGUUCCGUUUCCUGGGAAUCCUACUUCUCUUCCUUUUCCUUGGAAGCCUUCUUCUCUUCCAUUUUCUGGGAACUCUUCUUCUCUUCCGUUUUCUUGGAACACUUCUUAUCUUCCUUUCUCUGGGAAUCCAACUCCUCUUCCGUUUUCUGGGAACACUUCUUCUCUUCCGUUUUCUUGGAACACUUCUACUCUUCCGUUUUCUGGGAACACUUCUUCUCUUCCGUUUACUGGGAACACUUCUUCUCUUCCGUUUUCUGGGAACUCUUCUUCUCUUCCGUUUACUGGGAACACUUCUUCUCUUACGUUUACUGGGAACACUUCUUUUGUUCCGUUUCCUGGGAAUCCUACUUCUCUUCCUUUUCCUUGGAACUCGUCUUCUCUUCCAUUUUCUGGGAACACUUCUUCUCUUCCGUUUUCUGGGAACCCAUAUUAUCUUCCUUUUUUCUGGGAAUCCUACUUCUCUUCCGUUUUCUUGGAACACUUCUACUCUUCCGUUUUCUGGGAACCAUUCUUUUGUUCCGUUUCCUGGGAAUCCUACUUCUCUUUCUUUUCCUUGAAACACUUCUUCUCUUCCAUUUUCUUGGAACACUUCUUCUCUUCCGUUUUCUUUGAACCCAUCUUAUCUUCCUUUUUCUUGGAACCCAUCUUAUCUUCCUUUUUCUUGGAACCCUUCUUCUCUUCCGUUUUCUGGGAAUCCUAUUUCAUUUCGGUUUUCUGA